ACAUCAGUAUUAUCUAUUAUAAUAAUCUCUGUACAUCACUGUCAUGGCUCUUUACUCACACAGAUCUGCCGGCUAUGCCUAUUAAGACCACAUUAUAUCGUUCAAUUAUACUAUUUGUAAAUGUUAUGUCAUGUGUGUCCUCCUCCGGUCCAGUUGGCGGCAGCUGCACCUGCCCGUGCGUAGGCAGAGUUCAGCGGUGUCCCGCACUGACACACACCGGCAGCUUAUCUGAGCUUCACCGGUUUAACCUCGAUAGAUUUAAAAGACAUCGCAAGAGAAACGAGAAGAGAUUUGACGUUUGCGGUGCUGAAUGUGCAUAUACAGCUGGCAUCUGUUCGUGAACCCCUCGCGGGAAAUGACCGUCCUCGCCGGUUUAUUAUUGUGAUUGUUCGAGGCUAGUCGAGCCGUUUUACCCACAUUCAUUGGGGACAGAUAUAUACAUUCAUUGGGGACAGAUAUAUACAUUCAUUAGGGACAUAUAUAUACAUUGAUGGCAGUGUCAGGAGGAGCCCGGCGGAUCCCGAUGGGUGUGCGAACGUUCAGCGAAUUUCUGGAAAUAGCGACCGGCGGACCGUGUCGCCCCGGCGGCAGCCCGUUUAAACAGAGAGAGAGAAUCCAGCGGUGGUCCAUCCGACAUUUGUCCUCCUGUGGGAUUCUAAUGACACGUUCUCCUCGAGUUCUCUGUCUGUCUAAAGUGGAUCAGACUCCCUCUCAUCACAGAAGAUCAUUUAUCAGCCUCACCAAUAAGAGAAAGGAGUAUUCAGAGAGGAGAAUACUAGGGCAUUCGAUGCAGGAGAUGUAUGAUGUGGUAGCCAAUGUGGAUGAGUACAAACACUUUGUACCGUGGUGCAAAAAGUCCCAAAUAAUAAUGAAGAGGGCCGGUCAUGCCAAAGCCCAGCUGGAAGUGGGCUUCCCUCCGGUUGUUGAGCGAUACACGUCUAUGAUAAGCCAUGUGCGUCCACAUCUUGUUAAAGCCGUGUGUUCUGACGGAAAGCUUUUCAAUCACUUGGAGACAAUAUGGCGGUUCAGUCCCGGUAUUCCUGGUUAUCCUCGCACAUGCACGGUGGACUUCUCCAUCUCAUUCGAGUUCCGUUCCUUGAUACACUCGCAGUUAUCAACUGUGUUUUUCGAUGAGGUGGUGAAGCAGAUGGUGGCCGCGUUUGAGCGGAGAGCGUGCAAACUGUACGGACCUGAAACGAGAAUACCCAGAGAGCUGAUGUUUCACGAGAUCCAUCAGACGUGAGGUUCACCAUCACACAUGGACUCAACUGAAACUCGCAAUUAUAGAGCUUAAUCUGUAGACUAGUAUCACAAACAACACCUGUCCGGUUCACUAGUGUAUAUUUUAUUUUUAAAAUGAUAUUUCAGCGCAUCUGCAGUGUUACCCCUUAACCACACAAAUGAAGGAGAGACUUUGGACACGUUUGUCUUUGUUACCUCAAGUAUUCCUCUGUCAAGUAUUUUUUUAUUUUACAAUAUUUCUCGAGACAGGUACAGUGUCCAACUGUAAAAAAGUGAUAAAACUGUCUAUACAGAAAUAAUAUAUAUUGUGUUUCAUUAUAGUAACAUACUGCUUACUCGUUUUUGUCCUGCUGUGGGUUCAUUGGGGUCAUAUUUGUUCAAUUUAUUGUUGAAUUUCAUUUCAGCUAUUUGACUACUGCUGCACUGAAUUUAUAACAUGCAACUCAAAGGUUUGUGACUACAAACACUACUGUAAAUAUAAAUGUGAAAUGCUGUUAGUUGGCGUCAUCAAAUUUCCCCCCACAGCAAUCUUUAUCG
Triplophysa dalaica is the source of this 1779-nucleotide messenger RNA. It is a transcript of the gene coq10a, whose product is annotated as coenzyme Q10A. The record is from RefSeq and is a predicted model, not a curated record. NCBI's taxonomy places the organism in Eukaryota, Metazoa, Chordata, Actinopteri, Cypriniformes, Nemacheilidae. The transcript has 5 exons. The coding region runs from base 491 to 1243 and encodes 250 amino acids. Gene Ontology annotation, molecular function: ubiquinone binding. Gene Ontology annotation, biological process: cellular respiration; ubiquinone biosynthetic process. Gene Ontology annotation, cellular component: mitochondrion.